AUGCUCUUUAACGACACUGCUUCUCUGGCAGUUGCCCUGUUUACUGCUGUGGCAACUGCUGCUUCGGUUCCGGCCUGGGAGGAUUGGGCACAUGGCCGAGUCCAACUCAAGAAUGUUAGCAUGCAUUUCCGUUAUGCCGGCAGUGGUCCUCCAUUACUUCUCGUACACGGAAAUCCUCAACACAGUAUCACCUGGCGUCUUUUAGGUCCUGCUAUGGCAGAACAUUAUACCGUUAUCGCACCUGACAAUCGUGGAAUGGGAGAUAGCAGUCUUGCUCCCAAUGCCGAUUAUACUGCGGCUUCUAUGGCUUCAGAUCUUGAGGGAUUGCUAUCCUUCCUCAACAUCAAUAAGACAUUUGCCUUCUCGUACGACAAGGGAGUUGGCGCAGCUGUAGCACUGGCAGCGAAUAAGCCUUCUCUGAUUCAAGCGUUAGCUGUCUCGGAGUAUGCACUGCCAGGUUUCGGCUACGAGAGCUUGUGGACUCCUCAGUAUAACUGGGAUGCGUAUGGCAACUGGGAAUUGGCGUGGUGGAGUGUGCCUGAGGCUGCCGAACGCUUUAUUCAAGGGCGUGUGCGCGAGGUUAUCGGAUGGUUCUUUUACCAUACCUCAUAUUCAGGCGCUUCCUCUAUCCCGUUGUCGGCUGUGGAUGAGGUUGUUGAUAGUAUCAACAAACCAGGCUUCCUCAGGAGCAUGCUAGGCCCCUUUGCUGCCUCUACCAUGGGAGCUGAUGCUGCAUUCUUUAAUUCUACCAUACGCCAGCAUCCUCUGCCAAUGCCGUUCCUAGGAUAG
Molecule: messenger RNA, 789 nt
Organism: Trichoderma aggressivum f. europaeum
Lineage: Eukaryota; Fungi; Ascomycota; Sordariomycetes; Hypocreales; Hypocreaceae
Exons: 2
Coding region: 1-789 (262 amino acids)
Molecular function (GO): hydrolase activity
Source: RefSeq, a predicted model, not a curated record